This is a messenger RNA of Pygocentrus nattereri (red-bellied piranha), 2554 nucleotides long. RefSeq names its product prosaposin (gene psap). Lineage: Eukaryota; Metazoa; Chordata; Actinopteri; Characiformes; Serrasalmidae. The coding region runs from base 126 to 1709 and encodes 527 amino acids. Gene Ontology annotation, cellular component: lysosome. The record is from RefSeq and is a predicted model, not a curated record. Gene Ontology annotation, biological process: sphingolipid metabolic process. The transcript is spliced from 15 exons.
GACUGACGGAGGGGAGAGCGCCGCACUGCAGCACCGACACGCCGCCAACAGGAGGCCAGACGGACCGAGGACGUGAGCGCCGAACUCCCUAAAAAGCAACACGAAAAAGGAGCAGGAGUGAAGUCAUGAUGCUUCUCACGCUCCUUUUUGUCUCCACCGCUGUGGCUACCCCUCUACUGGGAACUGAGCAGUGUGCUCGUGGCCCCCCCUACUGGUGCAAAAAUGUUAAGACUGCCUCCCUUUGUGGUGCCGUUUCCCACUGCCAGCAAAACGUGUGGAACCAGCCUCAGAUGAAAUCUGUGCCAUGUGAUCUGUGCAAAGAGGUGCUGGUUGUGGUGGAACAGCUUCUUAAGGACAAUUCCACUGAGGCUGAGAUUCUUGGCUACAUGGAGAAAGCAUGUCAGUUGAUCCCAGAUGAGAGCUUGGCAGCUGAGUGCAAAGAGAUGGUGGACAAUUAUUACCCCAUCCUCAUGGGCAUCAUUAAAGGAGAGCUGGAGGACCCAGGUGUGGUGUGCGGUGCCCUCGGCCUGUGUGUGUCCCAGGAGGAGGCUCUUGCUCAGCUUGUGUCCAAUGAGAUUCCUCAGGUGGAUCUGACCCAGAGGGUCAACCCCUUGCUGCUUAAUGUCCCUCAGCUCCUCUACCCCCAGGAGACUGCCAAGAAAGUGGAGGAGACCCCCAAACAGACAAGUGAUGUUGUGUGUGACGACUGUGUGAAGUUCGUCACUGAUGCUCAGGCGGAGGCCAAGAAGAACGUCACCUUUGUCAACUCUCUGAUUGCGCAGAUCGAGGCCCAGUGUGACCUGCUGGGGUCUGGCCUUGCCGAAAUGUGUAAGCAGUAUAUUAGCCAGUAUGCACCUCUCAUUCUUCAGCAGCUCAUGUCUAUGGAGCAGCAACCCAAAGAUAUCUGCUGCCGUGCUGGCUUCUGUGACUCCAGCCCCAAGUCUGUGCCCAUGCAGACUCUGGUAGCUGCAAAAACCAUUCGUGCUAUGAAAACCUUCCCUGCUGCCAAAGUGGUAGAGGCUGCCUCCAUCAAGCCUGCCAAGAAGAUGGUGCGUGCACGUGAAUCCCCUCAGUGUGCCAUCUGUGAGUUUGUGAUGAAGGAGCUGGAGGACAUGAUCCAGGACCAUACCACUGAGGAGGAAGUGGUGCAGGCUGUGGAAAAAGUGUGCAACAUUCUUCCCUCCACACUUACUGCUCAGUGCAAGGACCUGAUUGAGACCUAUGGCCAAGCAAUUAUCGAGCUGCUGGUGCAGGAGGCUGAUCCAAAGACCAUCUGCAGUGUGCUGGGCCUGUGUGCGGGAGCCAACCGCGCUUUCAUCCCUAUGCUGGAGAAAGCAAAGUUUGAGGCUGGUGGGUUCUGUGAUGUGUGCAAGAUGGCUGUGCGCUACGUGGAUGGCAUCCUGGAGCAGAACGCCACUGAAGCAGAGAUUGAGGAGGCAGUCAAGAAAGUCUGCAACUUCCUGCCUGACGAAUUCAAGACUCAGUGUGAUCAGCUUGUUGAGCAGUACGAGCCUUUGCUGAUCCAGCUGCUGCUCCAGACACUCGACCCUGACUUUGUCUGCAUGAAGCUGGGUGCGUGUCCUGAGGUAGUGCAGCAGCUGCUGGGUAUGGAGCAGUGCAGCUGGGGGCCCGCCUUCUGGUGCAAGAACAUGGAGACCGCAACCCGCUGUAAUGCGGUGUCUCACUGCAGACGUCACGUUUGGAGUUAGAGGACCCGAGUGGCCAAACUGACCAGAGGAUCUAAAGGAGAAUUUCUGUAGUGCUGCUUUCCCUGUUUUAAAACAAAUCAGCCCUUCCCUGUUACUUUUUCCUUUUUAAAAGAUGAUGCAGGUUUAAAAUGAAGUGCUGCCAAAACUAAUUGAACGAGUGGUUUCAGGGCACUAUGGAAGAGAGGUGUGUAAUUAUUAUGGAAGAGGCGGGGGGUUUGGUGGGAGGGGUCUGACUGACAAGAAGCUGUGUCUAAACUGGAACUAAGCCUAGCUUCAACUGCUGAUUUCAUUUGUUCUAGAACAGUGGGUGUUUUUUUGGUAUUUUUAUUUUGUUUUUUUGUUUUUUUUUUUCCCUGAGUUUUAGGUUGUAUCUUGUGGAAAUAAACUUGUGUACAUGUAAAUGGGUGCUGGGGUAGGAGGAGUUUGUGCCUUGAUGGAACAGAGGGGUCUCAGACCCCCCAGACUGAAUGAAAAGUCACAAUUUUAAGUUGUGUUAAAUCUCUGCCCCUGCACUGUAGGCCAGUGAACUGAAUUUAGAACUUGUUUUGAGUAAAAUUCGAGUCCUACACUGAUUCUCAUCAUAUUAUUUACAUCUGUUUAAUUGAAAGCAAGAGAAGUUUGUGUGACCUGUCAUGUUAAUCAAACCCACUUUGUCUUUACUGAUUGGCCCUCAUUGCUUCUUGAUUGAAAUGUUUGUCUGCCAAACAGUCAUGAGCUUCUCAGUCUGCUUCAUUGUUAAUGCUGAACCAUUUCUUGGAAUCUAAAAUUUUAUGGAAAUUAAAUUGACCUAUAUCAAUUUUAAAAUGCCAUUUUAGUAAAGAUGUACAAUAAAACAAGUACCAGUU